GGGUGGGUGCGAGUGUUGAUCCGCUGUGUUUAGGGGCGUACACGCUGAAGCCCCGGGGCCGGGCUUCUUGCAUUCCGGGCGCUAUCGUCGGGGGGAAAAAGGACCGGGAGAGCCCGUGCAGAACCGAACGUGGAGGCGCCUGUUCGGAAAAGGUGUGCGGAAUGUGUGUGUGUGUGUUUGUGCGUGCAGAGCGUGGCCUCUUGUUUGUCCUUAGGAGGCGGUGAAUGGUUCAGCUGGUCAGUCUGUGCCUUCCCUCUGAUGCAGAAAGCUGCAGAAGGGGCGACAGUGACUCCCGAGUGGUGCUGGGCAGUGAAUGUAGCAGUAAUUCGACUUUUUUUCCCUAAUGCUUUGUGCUGGUGAAUUGGCAGGGAAGAGAUCAUAUCCCAGUACUCGGCACUGAAAAAAAUCAGGAGGCUGAUGCAGAAGAAGGACCAACUGUUCAUCCUGUUGAGAUGUUUGAUAGUCCGUUGUUAGUAGGACCAGCAUGUUCUAACUGAGAUACUGGAAAUCGCAAAAAUGAGAAAAAGUGACACUACUUCCAGACACUUGGUUCCUCUUUCUGAUGAUAAUGAAAGUGAACAGUCAAAAUCUGUUCAAAGAAAGAGAGUGCUUCCAUCUUGGAUGCUGGAAAGAGAUGGCCUGGUUCAGAGGAUUUCUGAGCCUGUAAUGAAAGGAGGUAGUAGAAUGAAAAAAGGCCAAGGAAGGAGUGAAAGUGAUACAGAGUCAUUAAAAUCAGAAGUAAAUGUGCAACAGAAAAAAAGAUUAGCCUCUGAAGAAACUAUAGAGGAUUUUGAAGGUGAAGAGCAAGAUCAAGGGAAAAGGAGCUGUCUUUCCAUCCCCGUCCCUUCAUCUCAGAAUACAUCUGGAUUUCCUCUUGAGAGUACCAUGGGAAACAUGGAAGGAAAUGUCAAGACUGGAACAAAAAACCCUGGAAGUUCUCUGGAAAAAAAUGAUAGGCAGCUGCAUAGUAAAUGGUCUAAAAGAAUAGGUCAGAUCACCAGUAAAACAAAUAUAAUUGAGGAAACAGAAAACAAAGAGCAGAUUACUGGUUCUACAAGCCAACAAGCUCACUGGGGCAGGACUUUCCAAUAUUUUGGUGCCCAGGAAGGGAUUCUUGAGCCUGAUGCAAAUAUGGAUUACGAGACUGAGAUUUCUGAUUCAACCAGAAGUGCAGAUGCUUCAGAAGGCUCCAAACAGAUCAAGCGUAAGAGGACACCUUGCAUGUAUGGAACAGGCUGUUACAGGAAGAAUCCCAUUCACUUUGAGCAGUUCAGUCACCCUAAUGAUGAUGAUUAUCAUGAAACAGAGAGAGUAACUCAGGAUGACAGUGAUAACCGGCCUGAAUGUCCGUAUGGAACGGCCUGUUAUAGGAAGAAUCCACAGCACAAGCUGGAAUAUAAGCACAGUGCACCUCCAGUAACUGAAAGAAGAACCCGACAACGAACUUCAAAGAAUGGAAAAAUGGCUGUGGAGAAAGGUGGUGCCAAUGAUGAUGAACCAAAUGAAUAUGACCUUAAUGAUGGCUUUAUAGAUGAUGAGGAAGAGGAGUGCGAACCUACUGAUGAAGACUCUGACUGGGAACCCAGUUCAGAAGACAAGGAUAAUGAAGAUGUUGAAAUGCUUUUGCAAGAAGCGCAUAAAUUUGUGAAGACCAAAAAGUAGCUGCAGGGAACAAUAUUGCAAAUGAUCUAUCUGGCUGUGUUAAAACAUGGAUGCGCCAGGAGAGGAUUUGCUUUGAAAACUGUUGAGUUGGUUUUGUUUUUUUUUUUCCCCCCAGUGAUGUAGACACUACAGGAAGAUUUUAAUGGGACAAGGGGUUUCAGCAAUGCCUUUCUUUUCUAUAAGUAUUAUUUUGAGAGGGGGUUUUGUUUUAUUAAGUGGUGGAGCCAGAGGAUUGAGCUCUGGAAGUUGUUGUUUUUAGGGUGUUUUUAUAUCUCAUCUCUUUCUUUUGCAACACCAUUGGUGUGUCAUAGUUUGAAAUGCAAUUUUAAAGGUUGUUAAUGCUUUGUCUUCCUGUGCUUGACAGAAAUGUUGGCAUUGGGAAAGCCUUUUGUUUUGCUGAAACACGAUAUAUGCUGUGUUGAACAGAGGAGUUGCACUGUGUGCCUACAGUACCGCAGACUAAUUCUUGGCCAUCACUGGGGAAACUGUCUAAACCCUUUUUUAAUGUUCUUCUGAGUUAGUGCAGUCUGCUAAUAGCUUUCCUUUUAGGUGUCAUUUCUUUGAUUCUGUUGAUGUACAGUAGUUAAAGACAGGUAGUCUAAAUCACUUGAGAACAGCAUCUCAGUGUAUCGAACUGCUUGGUUGUCUCAAAAACAAUUAUGCUGUAUAUGCUGU
Molecule: messenger RNA, 2337 nt
Organism: Athene cunicularia (burrowing owl)
Lineage: Eukaryota; Metazoa; Chordata; Aves; Strigiformes; Strigidae
Gene: APLF
Product: aprataxin and PNKP like factor
Exons: 9
Coding region: 517-1662 (381 amino acids)
Biological process (GO): double-strand break repair
Cellular component (GO): site of double-strand break; nucleus
Molecular function (GO): DNA-(apurinic or apyrimidinic site) endonuclease activity; 3'-5' exonuclease activity
Source: RefSeq, a predicted model, not a curated record